GCAGAAUCAGUAUUCACAUUCAUAUUCAAGUGUAGACAGUGUUGUACGGGAAACCAAAUUGUAGUUUUACACAAAUUAAAACUAUGGACGGAAAAAAACGUGGAAAGUCACUUUGUAAAACAACUAACAAGUUCCAGAAAGAAGCGCGCAUUACAAACAAUGGCUUCCUUAACUUAUCGACCGAAUUCAAAAAGCCAUUCUACAGGAUUUCCAAACCGGACAUGAUACGCUUCGGAGCAAGAGAAUGGAACUAUAUGACCCUCCAAGAAAAGGAUCUCUUUAAAAAUAUGAAAGAACCUGUGACUGUUAUAAAAAGUACACCUCAGGAGUUGGAGAGUCAGUCCCAUUGGGAAAACCCCGGUAAAUCUGAGCGGGAGAAAAGCAGUCCAGUUCGCUCUCCCUAUGCCCGUGAGAGGGACUCCAGGAACCAGAAGGAAAGAAAGAAGUCCCAGUCCAUCAAGCGCAGGGUCAAGAAGAAAGCCAGUCCUGUGCUGAAGAAUCGCGACAAAAGUCCUUUGGGCUCAGCGGUGGCCUAUAUUCAUUUUAUGCGCAAGUUUCAAGAACAAAAUUCUCAUUUGCCGGCCCCUCAUCUUUUAAUCAAGGCAGCUCGCGUUUGGUGCCUUCUGACUGAAAGUCAGCGCAAACUAUUUGAUCUAAAUUUAAAGGUUUAUAAGAGAAGUAAUGGCUUCAAUUUUGUAAAGAUUGUGUGAACUGGACCGAAAACACUUUGUAAAUAAAAGGGACUGUGUUUUUAAAACUGUUUUUAA
This is a messenger RNA of Drosophila suzukii, 767 nucleotides long. Its product is annotated as protamine-like protein 99C. Gene Ontology annotation, biological process: sperm DNA condensation; spermatogenesis. NCBI's taxonomy places the organism in Eukaryota, Metazoa, Arthropoda, Insecta, Diptera, Drosophilidae. The record is from RefSeq and is a predicted model, not a curated record.